Messenger RNA from Bipolaris oryzae ATCC 44560, 1071 nucleotides. RefSeq lists its product as uncharacterized. Bases 1 to 1071 code for a protein of 356 amino acids. NCBI's taxonomy places the organism in Eukaryota, Fungi, Ascomycota, Dothideomycetes, Pleosporales, Pleosporaceae. Gene Ontology annotation, molecular function: zinc ion binding; oxidoreductase activity. The transcript is spliced from 2 exons. The record is from RefSeq and is a predicted model, not a curated record.
AUGGAAGUCCCAACUACGCAAAAGGCGGCCGUCAAGCAAGGUUCUGGCGACAAAACCACCAUUGUUAUCAAGGACGUCCCUGUCCCUGCCCCCUCGCCCGACGAAGUCCUCGUCAAGAUCAACUACACUGGAUUAUGCGCGACCGAUAAAUCUCUCUUAUACGACGAAUGGCCCAUCACAAUGACUGAAGCCACAAAUGGCAUUUGCGGCCACGAAGGCGCAGGCACCGUUGUAGCCGUGGGCUCUAAUGUCAAGGACCUCUGGCAAAUUGGGAAUCGCGCGGGUAUCAAGUGGGUCGCAUCUGUAUGUCGCAGAUGCGAGUUUUGCACAAAUGGACAAGACGAAUGUGCUUGUCCCAAGCUGCGGAAUAGUGGCUUCCAUGUUGCGGGAACGUUCCAGGAAUAUUGCGUUGCAGACGGCCAUUAUGCGACUAAGCUUCCUGACGGCGUUAAAGACGAAGAAGCAGGGCCAAUCAUGUGCGGCGGCGUGACUGCGUACGUGGCAUGCAAGAGAAGCAAUGUACGCCCGGGACAGUGGGUAGUGAUUCCAGGCGCCGGAGGUGGCCUUGGCCACUUUGGCAUUCAAUAUGCAAAGCAUAUGGGCAUGCGUGUCAUCGCCAUUGACGGUGGUGACGCUAAGCGCGAUCUUUGUCUCAAACUGGGUGCAGAGAAGUUUAUUGAUUUUACAACUUGCGCAGAUAUCACGUCUGAGGUUUUGAAGAUUACGCAGUACGGCGCCCAUGGCAUUCUUGUCUUUCCUGCAACCAAUGCUGCGUACGAAUCUGCACCGCAUCUGCUCAGACCCGGUGGUACUAUGGUAUGUGUGGGAUUACCAAAGGAUCCCAACUUUGUGGCGGGCGCAUCGCCGCUGCUGCUCUGCGCGAAGAAGUUGAAUGUCGUAGGCAGUGUGACAGGGACGCUGAAAGAGGUUGAAGAGGCUCUCGAUUUUACAGCCCGGGGGCUUGUGCGUCCUAUCUUGACGUACGGAGGGCUCGAGGAUAUCGACAGGUUUUUCGCAGAUAUGGGCGCCGGAAAGCUCGCUGGACGAGCAGUUAUUAAAGUUGCUUCAUAA